Messenger RNA from Poecilia latipinna (sailfin molly), 4117 nucleotides. RefSeq names its product von Willebrand factor A domain-containing protein 7-like. Bases 88 to 2889 code for a protein of 933 amino acids. The transcript has 16 exons. The record is from RefSeq and is a predicted model, not a curated record. Lineage: Eukaryota; Metazoa; Chordata; Actinopteri; Cyprinodontiformes; Poeciliidae.
AACUGUUUUGUUUAGGUUUUUAAAGUUGAGCUUAAUGGUACCAAAGGAACCGAAUAGAAAGUGUUCAUAAUCUUGAAAAUUGGAGCUAUGAUCCGCUCGGUGUUUGCUGUGCUUUGUUUCAUCCUGCUGCACAUCGGAGCUCAGGCAUUUGAAAUUUUGCCUGGAGAUUCUUUAAAUCACCAGGAAAUUACAGAGCAAGCGAUUCUCAAUGCAACUGUGCAGGCAUGCCGCUCUCUAGCCCAGACUGAAGGAACAAGCUUCAACAACCCAGCUCAGCCUUUCACUGCAGAAGGCGUUGCUGCUUCCUGCAGCGCCUCACAGUCCUCGAAGGCUUUCCGUCAAGCCAUCACAUCCAUCAAGCUGAGGAAUAUCAGAGUGGAUAUCCGCUAUGCCCUCAAACCGAGCUUCCACUUUGAUGAGGAGGAGUUCGUUCAGGGAAGGAGGAUCAUCACAGAUGGAAUGGUUGCUGUCAAAGCCGACAACAGGAUGGGGAAUUAUGAGACCGCAAGGGAGAAACUGGGAGAGAUCAUGCAUCCUUUGCAAGAUUUCUACAGUCACAGCAACUGGGUGGAGUUGGGAAACACGCUCCCAAACUCUAACCUGAUUAAAGCAGAAACCAGCAUUGGCAACAUCGCAGAUCAAAGCAGAGCCACCUGUCGCAGCUGUGUUGGCAACGACUGCACCAACAACAUUCUGGAGGACAUCAUCGCCGGACAGAUCCUGACCUCUGGCUACUUCGGGCUUCUACCUUUUGUUUCAACCAAGCCACCUGGAAAGUGCAGUCAUGGAGGAUCAGUCGAUCAAACCAGUAAGAUCGAGCCAACCGGUGGGAUUAACAAGGAUUCCUUCCAGUCCAGCCACGGACAUCUCCACACGCGAGCCGCAAACCUGGCAGUAGCUGCAACCAGCCAGCUUCUGGAGGACAUCCGACUGGCAGCUGGAGACCUCUCCUUCCUACAGCUGGUGGGGAUCUCUAGAGGAUCCAGCAAAGCUCUUUGUUUUGUCACAGACACGUCAAAGAGCAUGAGCGAUGACAUUGAGGUGGUGAAGACCGUCACGUCCACCAUCAUCAACAUUGAGGUGGGAACAGAGAACGAACCGUCCGUUUACAUCCUCGUCCCAUUCAACGAUCCAGGAUUUGGGCCAGUAAUUCGUACAACGGAUGCAACACUUUUCAAGGAUAUUGUGAACCAUCUAACAACUACUGGUGGAGGAGAUGUUGAGGAAAUGAGUCUUUCAGGACUGCAGCUGGCGUUAACUAGUGCUCCAUUCAACUCUGAGAUCUUUCUCUUCACGGAUGCUCCUGCUAAAGACAAAGAUUUGAAGAACACGGUGAUUGCUCUCAUAGAGCGGACCCAGACAGUGGUCAACUUUAUGAUUACAGACUCCGUUGUUACUAAUCGCCGCAGGAGAAGAAACAGCAACCUGCUGCAGACCAGAGCAAUCUCAGAGUCUGACGCUCAGCUGUACAGAGACCUGGCUCAGGCGUCGGGCGGUCAGGCCAUCGAAGUGACGAAGGCCGAACUUCCUGUUGCCGCAGCAACCAUAGUCCAGUCUGUCAGGUCCUCAUUGGUGACCCUUCUGCAGGCGUCCAGGAACCCGGGACAAACCGACAGUUUCACCUUUAUUGUUGAUGAAACUGUUAUAAACCCGACAGUUUACAUCACCGGCAGAUCCCUCACUUUCACUCUCACAAGCCCGACAGGUGUAACUCAGGAAAGCACCGACUCCACAGGCUCAUUGAUCACUUCUUCAGAGACUGUGGGAAACUUCAUAACGGUGCGAUUACUAAAGCAAGUUGGACAGUGGGCAAUAAGAAUGGUGUCAAACAACCCCUACACCCUGAGAGUCGUUGGUGAGAGCUCUGUUGACUUCCUGUUUGACUUUGUCGAGCCGUCUCAGGGUCCUUUCGGUGGAUUCGAUGCUCUCGACACGCGACCCAAAGCAGGCGUCAGUGGCACUUUGUUGGUGACUUUAUCAGGAAGUGACUCUGCUGCUGUGACAGAAGUUGCUCUGGUGGAAUCGACGAAGGGGUCGGAGGAGACGUUGGGAGUUGUGUCGCAGGGCAGCGGGAACUUUUUAGUCCAGGUUGAUGUGAUGCCGACGGUGGAGUUUGUAGUGAGAGUAAAGGGGAGAGUUCAAGGUUCUGCUACUGACUUUCAGAGACAGUCGCCCACCAACUUCAGAGCUUCUAAUCUGACUCUUACAGCCAACUCAGACAGCAUCUUGACUGCAGGAACCAUGACCUCUGUGCCCUUCACUGUGGCUUCAAGUAGAGCCGAUGAAAACAUAACCAUCCGAGCCACCAACUCGAGGAAUCUUGACUCGACGUUUCCGACCGUUUUAUUGGUGGAAAGUGGGAACAGCACUAAUGGCACGGUGACCCUGCUGGCUCCGCUGAGCAUCCCGUCCGGAUCCGACGUCAUCCUCACCAUCGUGGCCGAGACGCCGGACGGAAGUGACACCAACUACAUUGUGCUGCGAUUCUCUGUAGUAAACUCGUUAAAUGAUUUCACCCAACCAGCGUGUCAGCUUCUCAGCAUGCAGUCCGGCUGUGUCGAGAACUGCAGCCUGUCCGCUUGGGUCGCCUCCGUCAGAGUGACUGACGGCGACAGCGGGGCGGGCGUCGAACGCGUCAGCCUCAUACAGGGCACUGGCGUCUUCAACACCAGCCUGGAGGCCGGGAACGAGAACGUAACGCUGGUGUCCUACGUCGCCUCCUGCUGUGCGCCUGUAAUGCAGCUGCUGGUUGUGGACCGGGUCGGCAACGUUGGCACGUGUCAGUUCACUGCCAGGGACUCCGGGUCCGCUGUGGCCUCGCUGUCUUUCUUUCUAUGUCUCAUCAUCAUGGGGUUUGGUCAACUUUUACUCAGUGGAUUCAUGAAAUGAAUGAUUCUAAUAAUACUUUAUAACUUAUAAAUACUUUAUCAACCACUCUGACAAAUCUAAACCAUCUGGAAAGAAAUUCAGGAAUUUAAAAUGCAAUUACUUUCUUUUUUUAUUGAUAUUUGCACUGAUGUUUUUAUUAGGGAUGCAAUGAUAGAAAAAUGUGGAUAAUCGAUAUCCAAUAAUAAUGCUGUAAUGGCUGAUAACCAAUAUCUACUGAUAUUAUAUAUAUUUCACUCCAGUUUCGACACUUUUGGCAAAAAAAAACCCAACCAAAACAGAAAAAAAAAAUCGGCAGUUUUAUUUAUCGCACCGAUUCCAAUAUGUUAAAAAAUGGCUAAUAUUAUCCAGUACCGAUAUUGGUGCCGAUGUAAAGAAUAUAAUCUGAUUUAGAAAGAGAUGAUUUAACAGAUGGCUGAGCAUACUUCAAUUGCUGCAGAAAGGAAUUGAGUUACAAGAGUUGAACUUUAAUCCCUUAUGCUGUGUCAUGAACCCAUGGAUGGAGGGGUGAGAGGCUGCAGGAUAAACAGGAAAGGAUGCAAUGAUGUUAACUGUGAGAUAAGGUCAACUGUUGUCACAGAAUCUGGUGAUUAGAGGAAACCACCCCUGUUUUCCACUGAAUCGUAUGAUACGAUAACCGCUCACUCUUUAAAUAGAAAAGCCAGAGAGUAUAAAAAUUAUGAGAAAGCGGAACCAGGCGUUCUUUGCUCCUGUGUUCGAGUCGACAGCCACAUGAAGAUGCAGAAUCAACGGAGCCCUGAAACCCUGAGGAGAUGGAGAACAUCGCACUGCUUAGAAAGGAACGAGAUCCGUUAGCCCACACCCCGGGUUUCUGAUUAGACAGCUGUCCUACGCUCAACCCGAGGAUCACAACCGGGCUGCAGCAGACUUGGAGAACACGGAGAUCACGGAGUGUCAAGGAACUGAAUCCACAGAGGACAGUCAGCAGCUCAACUUUGUGCUGUUCUAAAAAGGAUCUUGCCACACCAGGAUGGGACUCAAGGAUAUAAAGCUUUCUGCUGCUGAGAUCAUUUCAACAUCUGGGUAUGAGAGGAAUUGCAUCCCAAAGCUUCGCUUCUCCAUUCUAAUGGCACAGUAUAGAGAUAUAGGUUAGGAAAGUUAUGUGUGAUUUUUAAUCUCUUAUAUUAAAAUGUUAAUUCCAUCAUUAAAAGAAACUGCAUGCCUAUUUCCCCCUGCAAAAACUUGCUAAUAAAUGUAUUAUAAAUUCUAA